AUGAGCAACAAUACACUUAUCCGAACUUGCCUUCUAGCUGCGCUAGGAAAUAACUUGACUCGCGUGACAUUCUCAGAAGCCGGGACUAUUGACGCGAAUCCAUACAAUCUCAACUUCCCCGUAGUGCCAGCCGCGAUCACCAUUCCCGAGUCCACAGCGCAGGUAGCCAAUGUUGUCAGAUGCGCGGCGAGUAAUGGUUACAAAGUGCAGUCUAGGAGUGGAGGUCAUAGCUAUGCUAAUCAUGGUCUCGGAGGCACGGAUGGUGCAAUCGUGGUAGAUUUGAAAGAACUCAAGCAAUUCUCCAUGGACGAGUCUACAUACACCGCUUCGAUUGGAGCGGGGAUGCUAUUGGAUGAAGUCACCCACAAACUCUACGACAACGGCAAAAGGGCAAUGGCACACGGAGUCUGUCCCCAGGUCGGUGUCGGUGGCCAUUUCACAAUCGGAGGCCUUGGACCAACCGCACGACAAUGGGGAAGUUCUUUGGAUCACGUCGAGGAGGUCGAGGUUGUGUUGGCUAAUUCCAGCAUCGUCCGGGCAUCGAACACACAGAACCAAGAUGUUCUCUUCGCGAUCAAAGGCGCUGCUGCUAGUUUUGGAAUCGUCACGGAAUUCAAAGUACGCACCGAGCCAGCACCGGAAGUCGCUGUGCAGUAUACCUACGAGCUUAUCCUGGGAAAUACAACCGAGCGAGCCAGAAUUCUGGCGGGAUGGCAGGACUUUAUCUCGGACCCUGAUCUCUCUCGGAAAUUCGCAUCAAUAAUGAUUCUUUUCGAGCAUGGCAUGCUUCUCACCGGUGACUUUUAUGGUACCAAAGAGGAAUUCGACGACCUUGGUCUCGCGGACCGCUUUCCAAUCCGCAAGCCGGGAAACAUCGCUAUUUUAACCGAUUGGCUAGGCAUGACAGGCCAUGCAGUAGAAGAGCUUGCCCUAGGAAUCAUUGGGGGAAUCCCACUCCACUUCUAUGCUAAGUCAAUGGCCUUCACCCAAGACAGUCUCAUGCCCCAAUCAACUUUCGAGAAACUCUUUGAUUAUCUCGACAGCACCGACAAAGACACACUCCUAUGGCUCGUUUACUUUGACCUACAAUCAGGAGCCACCGGCGACGUUCCCAACAAUGCUACUGCCUAUGCUCACCGCGAUACGCUGUACUGGCUACAAUCAUACGCUGUCAACUUAGUAGGCCCCGUUUCCAAUACCACUGUUGGAUUUCUGGAUGGAAUCAACAGUCUCAUUGCGCAGGAUGUACCCAGUGCCAAUACGCGUGCGUAUCCGGGAUACGUGGAUCCAUUUAUGCAAGACUCUCAAGAACGUUACUGGGGGUCUAAUUUGCCAAGGCUGGAGAGGAUUAAGGCGGCUAUUGACCCGGAUGAUGUUUUUCAUAAUCCACAGAGUGUGAAGCCGAGAAAGGACGAUUCAUGA
Aspergillus chevalieri is the source of this 1422-nucleotide messenger RNA. RefSeq names its product FAD-binding oxidoreductase. Gene Ontology annotation, molecular function: FAD binding; oxidoreductase activity. Bases 1 to 1422 code for a protein of 473 amino acids. The transcript is spliced from 2 exons. NCBI's taxonomy places the organism in Eukaryota, Fungi, Ascomycota, Eurotiomycetes, Eurotiales, Aspergillaceae. The record is from RefSeq and is a predicted model, not a curated record.